AACACUUGCUACCCAGGAACAAAAAUUGUUACAUGGUGUUAUUUACUGCCGUUUGCACAGAUCCUAAUUAGCACUAGUCUUGGACUACGUGCAUUUCCAUCAGCCACUGGGACUGGUGAAUCGAUCUGAAUUCAGACCUGCCCAUUUACUUUGGCAGCAGACUGAGAUCAAAUCGAUUUCAAUUGAGACCAUGUCCGCCCUAGUUAGGAUUGUGGGCUGUGAAACCAGUCGGACUAUUGUAAACCAGCGGGCACUAGGACCGUGUGUGGCAGGCAGCUCUCUGUAUUGCAGUGUAAGGAAAUGAGAGCGCUGUUGUUGCUGGUUGCUUGUCUGCCGGGGUGAAGAAAUCAUGCAGUACUUUGUCUGGCCCUUGUCUCUGCAGCAGGUGAGCACAGAGCUCAGUAUCCAGCGACAACAACGGCGAUGUCAUAGCCUCGACGGGACAUAGAAACAGACACACAACGCAGCAGGUGGUCUUCUGUACAAGCUUCAUGAACUAGUCCAGAAACAGAAUCAACAAGAUGUCAUCUAAAAGCUGGUUGCCAGGUACUCAGUGCAUUGCCAAGUGUGACCAUGCCAAGCCCAAGGCAGGGGAGCUGAGCUACCACAAGGGAGACAUCCUGACCAUUGUGGACGCUGGCCUGGGCAAAGGGGUUUACCUGGCCCAGCACAACAAGACAGAGGAGAAGGGCACGGUGUCUGCCAGCUGCCUGCGAGAGAGGGAGGCAAUCAGAGUGGACCCCAGCCUCAGCCUCAUGCCGUGGUUCCAUGGGAAGAUCUCUGGUCCGGAGGCGGUCCUCAAGCUCGCUCCCCCCGAGGACGGGCUGUUCCUGGUGCGGGAGUCGAUUCGUCACCCCGGGGAUUACGUGCUGUGUGUGAGCUUCCAGAGAGAGGUCAUCCACUACCGGGUCAUCUACAAGGACAGCAAGCUGACCAUUGACCACGUGCAGUACUUCUACAACCUCAUUGACAUGAUCCAGUCUUACAUGAAGGAGAAGGGAGCGAUCGCCACCACCCUGCAGAAACCCAAACAGAAAGAGGGCACCAAGUCAGCCGCGGAGGAGCUUUCCAAAGCGGGGUGGCUACUGGACAUGGAGAAACUGACCUUGGGGGAGAGUAUCGGAGAGGGAGAGUUUGGAGCUGUUUUUGAAGGGGAGUACAUGGGUCAGAAGGUGGCUGUGAAGAACAUCAAGUGUGAUGUCACCGCCCAGGCCUUUCUGGAGGAAACCGCAGUCAUGACGAAGCUGCAGCACAGUAACCUGGUGCGCUUGCUCGGGGUGAUCCUGCACAACGGGCUGCACAUCGUCACGGAGUUCAUGGCCAAGGGGAACCUGGUGAACUUCCUGCGGUCUCGGGGGCGCUCGCUCAUCAACGCUCGCCAGCUGCUCCGCUUUGCACUUGAUGUGUGUGAAGGGAUGGAGUAUCUGGAGUCCAGGAAAUUUGUCCAUCGCGACCUGGCUGCGCGCAACAUCCUGGUGUCCAGCGACAACGUGGCCAAGGUCAGCGACUUCGGCCUGGCCAAGGUGGAACCAAAAUCCACAGACAACGCCAAACUGCCGGUCAAGUGGACGGCCCCUGAAGCACUGAAGAAAGAGCAAAAGUUCUCGACUCGCUCGGAUGUCUGGAGCUAUGGAGUCCUGCUCUGGGAGACAUUCUCCUACGGCAGGCAGCCGUACCCCAAGAUGACCCUGAAGGAGGUGAAGGAGAAGGUGGAGAAGGGCUAUCGCAUGGAGGCUCCGGAGGACUGCCCCCCUGCCGUGUACGCCCUGAUGCGGAGCUGCUGGGAGAACGAUCCUGGGAAACGUCCGUCUUUCCGCAAGCUGAGAGAGAAGCUGGAGAAGGAGCACCGAAGCUGGGAGCCCACGCCAAGCAGCUGAUCCAGCCAGGGCACACACCCCCACCGCUCCACCAACAGAGAGGCUUCUCCCAUGCAGCCUAGCACCAGACUCCCAUUGCACAGCGCUUUCAGGAAGCGCUAAUCACUUUUCAAAUCCAUUUUAUUGCCUCUUUUAUUAGCACUAGCAAUAUUACCACUGGUCCCCCUUUUCACUGUGUUGAAAAUCUGGCACCGACAGACGGACCACGCUCUUCACCUGGAGCAGAAAGAGCAGGCCAGUGUCAAACUUUACUAGAUUCUUUCGAACACAUGAAACGUUCUCCGAGAGCCGUUGCUUGCUCUUGAGACCACUCUACCACACCGCUAUCAGCUUACCCUGUGUGCUCCAUUUUCAUUACAGCCACUGAUACAGUGAACAUUUUGAUGGCGAGUGAGAUUGCUGCUGGCACUCUAAAAGGUAGUAAUUUUUUAUUUUUAAAAAGUGAUGAAAUGAAUUGCCCUAAAUGCAAUAUUGCCUAAAUUCAAUAUUCGAAUUCUCUCACCUGGCCUGUCUUUCUACACCUAUAUUUAAUUAUAUAUAUAUAUAUAUAUAUAUAUAUAU
This is a messenger RNA of Polyodon spathula (Mississippi paddlefish), 2438 nucleotides long. Its product is annotated as megakaryocyte-associated tyrosine-protein kinase-like. Gene Ontology annotation, biological process: protein phosphorylation. Lineage: Eukaryota; Metazoa; Chordata; Actinopteri; Acipenseriformes; Polyodontidae. Gene Ontology annotation, molecular function: ATP binding; protein binding; protein tyrosine kinase activity. The record is from RefSeq and is a predicted model, not a curated record. The transcript is spliced from 13 exons. Bases 522 to 1877 code for a protein of 451 amino acids.